AUGGCGGCUCUCUACAGCAUCUUGGCGCACCGAGCAGCACGGGGGGCUUCGCGACUUCACAAUAAGGUCCUGGGUGUAACCGUCCCCUCUGCUGACCGCCGUACCGCAGUUUACAGCUUUUCGCGGAUCCCGCGGGAGUCUGCGCAUCAGUUUCCGCCCGUUCGCCAUGUUUUUCCGUUCCGCUUCCGCCAAUUCUCAGCUUCCGCCGCCAGCAGCGCCCCCGGAACCCUUCCGCCCCCCGCUUCCCCCACUGCGCCGCCGUCCCCGUCCCUCUCCGCCUCCCCUUCGCCGUUGCGCUCUCACGGGGAAGGGAUGGUUCUUGAAAGGGCGGCGAUUUCCACGGCGGAAUUCACGGCGCAUUUCAUGGACGGGGGAGUGGAGGAGGUGUUGGAGUCGCGUUUCAUCCACGUGGCCGCUACUGCCACGCCAGCCGCAUCCGCGUCGUUCUGGCCGGGAACGGGCCAGCAAAUCAGCGCGCGCCACGUGGCAGGGCUGCGCGACGGACAGCCCUCUGCUUCGUUUAGCGCCGGCGGGCGCGGCGAGUUAAGGGGCGCGGAUGUGAAAGACGACGGGAGCACAGGCGGAGGGGAGGGGCGCGCGGAAGUGCUCGAAGGCGGAGGGGAAUCGGGGGAACGGGGGGAGGCGUUGGGUGAAAAAAGCCGCGCACCAGUGGAGGAAUCUGCGCCCAGCCUUCAAUCAGAGCGCAAUGCUGACAAAACCGCCAGCUGCCCGCACGCUGCGACGGGAUUGGUUGAGGCGGGCGGUGGGAAGGUGGUGAACGCGAUGGGGAUGAGAGUGAGGGUUAAAGCUGAUGCGGAACAAACCGGGGGGUCUUAUAGUGUGCUGGAGUAUGAGGUCCCGGCAGGGGAGGGGACGGAGGAGCACAUUCACACGCGCGAGCACGAGGCAUGGUUUCUGCUGGACGGGCAGAUGACAUGGACCAUCGAAAAAGAGACCUACAAAGCCUUUCCGGGCAGCUUCAUGCACAUGCCUCUUGGCCGGGCGCAUUCUUUCCGAAACAAUUCUGACCGCCCUGCCCGAAUGCUGGUGGUCUGUAUGCCGGGCGGGCUGGAGAAAUAUUUUUUGGAGAUUGGAGAUCCCGAGGGGGCAGCUGGACACACAUCUGAGCAGUCACCUGGCAGUGCUGUGCAUAAGCCCGUGGUGGAGCAGGCAAAGCUGCAGAAUGCCAUGAAGAAAGCGAUGCUAUACGGUCUAGUGUACCCCAAAGGUGGAGCUUCUUAG
Messenger RNA from Closterium sp. Yama58-4, 1242 nucleotides. The record is from the annotation of a GenBank genome assembly. NCBI's taxonomy places the organism in Eukaryota, Viridiplantae, Streptophyta, Zygnematophyceae, Desmidiales, Closteriaceae.